AUGUGAGGUUCGCUUUGAACUCUGUGGAUAAUAAAAGAUACAAUAUGCGAAGACCAGCCUUAGUUGUUUGAAUCCCUCUGUUGUUUUUGUCCCAUUGCAAAAAGAAACAUACUCUGGAGAAUUUCCCUUAUCCACUGAAAAAAGUAGACUUGGACAUAACUUCAACAUGACGAAAUCCAGUCCAUUGUUCGGAGGGAUGCAUUUGUUCUGUAUAAUCGCUUUGUAUCAUCAACUGGUUUGUAAAACGAUACGAUCUUAAUGCAAUGACCGGAUUAAUAUGACAUUAGCACGUCAUCUGAUCCCACCUCAACCUCUUGGUCCAAACGAACGUUCAGUGCGUCGGAAGCAAUGGCGUGGCGUACAACCAUUUCCACCGUUCCGUUGACGGUUCUGCUGAUCAUCUGCAUCAGCUUCCCGUUCCGUUCCGAUGGUGCCCAAAAGGUCACGCUGCAGCUGGAACGCUUCGAGCAGAUCGGCGGCGCCCACUUUGUCGACUCGUCCCAGCUCCGCGUCCGGAAGUUCAACCGGACGGCGUUCGUGCUGAACGGAACGUUCGCACUGCUGACCGACAUUGACGGCUCGUACGAGGGAGCGGUCAAGGUCGCGUACAGCACCCUCGGGAACAACCAGUUCAACGAGUACCCGAUGAAGCUGGCGCGGAAGCGCUUCUGCGACAUGCUCGUGACCGAGUACGUCGAGUAUCAGUUCAUCUGGAAGAACUGCACCAACAUGCCGUACAUCGAGCAGGAAACGCGCGAGUUCUGUCCGUUUCCGAAGGGCGUCUACUGGGUGAGGGAUCUGAUUCCGGACGCUUCGUUUGUGCCGCGGGUCGUGCCGACCGGACUGUGGCGCAUGACCUGGAUGCUUCUGCUUCCCGGGGAGCAGGUGGCGGCGCAGUUUGCGUUCUACUUCCGGAUUACGAAGGAGUUCUGACGGUGUUAUGUUUAUUGUUUCAAUAAACAACUAAUUCACUGUUUUUGUUGGAAGUCUUGAUUAUUCCAAAUUCUCGCAUAAAUUUAAAAAGGUUCUACACGGAAAGCAGUUCCAUCUUAAAUUUAACAAUUCAAAUUAGCUGGCUUCAAAUGGGUGAAACAGUGAUUUCUUUGGUUGAUUCAGCUAAAAUUACAGGUAAAUUUACCAACCCUGAUUGCUGAUUUGCUAUCCAAAACUGAC
Messenger RNA from Culex pipiens pallens (northern house mosquito), 1173 nucleotides. RefSeq lists its product as uncharacterized. The transcript is spliced from 2 exons. Lineage: Eukaryota; Metazoa; Arthropoda; Insecta; Diptera; Culicidae. The coding region runs from base 349 to 933 and encodes 194 amino acids. The record is from RefSeq and is a predicted model, not a curated record.